AUGAAUGGAGGAGAAGAAGAAGAGAGAGAGACUAAAGAAGGAGCACGGAAGGCAGAGGUGAGGAAGAUGGAGAGAAGAGACACUCAGCUGCUUUGCUCUUUGCUGCUGUGUAUCAUCACACAGGUGUGGUGCCAACUGUGUACUGGGCCAUGUCAGUGCCCGCCCACCGUGCUGCGCUGCCCUGUUGGCGUUCCUCUGAUGUUUGACAGCUGCGGGUGCUGCCAGGUGUGCGCUAGGCAGGAGGGCGAGGCCUGCACCGACCGGCUUCCCUGUGACACCCACCGAGGGCUGCAGUGUGAUUACAGCGCCAGCUUCCCGGGAGGGCCAGGACAGUGUGUCGGUCGUAACGAGCUGGGCUGCGAGAUGAAUGGCAGGAGACUGGAGGAGGGACAAGUAUUUCAACCUUCCUGUGCCCAGCUCUGCCACUGCCUGGGGGGAGGUGUGACAUGCGUGCCCCUUUGCAGCGAUGAUCUGCAGAGGCCCACUGAUAGAUGCCCCAGCCCUCAGCUGGUGCGACUGCCAGGGCGCUGCUGCAAAGAGUGGGUGUGUGAUGGCCUUGACAACAGCAUUUCCUCAAAUCCAUCAACAGCAGAACAGGCGCGACAGGACAACAGGGGUGGGCUGCCCAACCCGGCGUUUGGCUCUGUCUCCAACUGUAUUGAGAGGACCUCAGACUGGAGCCCCUGCUCCCACAGCUGUGGUCCAGGUGUCUCCGCCCGCACCACAAACAGGAACUGGGCUUGUCGCUUGCAGACUGAGACCAGACUGUGCCAGGUCAGGCCAUGCCAGACUCUGCUGCCGGGGCUCCGAAGGCUGCAGCUGGGUUCGGGGGUGUGCGAGAGCAGCUACAUAUCACCUCUGUCCAUUCAGCUUGAACAUCAGGGCUGCUGGAGCACCAGAGCCUACCAUCCCAGGUUCUGUGCCUUCACCUGUCUGGAGGGACGCUGCUGCAGCCCCUCCCACACCAGGACUGUGCAGAUGGUUUUCCGUUGUCCCCAAGGCAUGCUCACCCUGCAGCAGGUGAUGAUGAUAGAGUCCUGCUCCUGCAGCAUCUCCUACUGCCGCCAGUCCCCAGCCACAGCUGCCCGUAGUGCCCUGCCCUGGCUGUGAGGUGCAUGCGCAUCCAGCUAAAAGAAGGAUGGGCCGGUCCCAUCUGUGAGGAAAGUGACCACACAUGGGUGUUGAGCCAGUGUUUCAAAAUGGCAGAAAAAUUACAAUCAGGAUGGGAAACCUGGCAUUCAACAAUAGCACUUGAGAAUAAAGGAUCCAGAUGUGCAAAUACAUGAGCUCACACAUUUGAAAAUAUGUACUAAAAUGUAUGCUGUAAUCUCUAUAUAGAUUAUUGAACAAGCAAAAGGUAACCACAUUCACAUUUUACCAUAAUUUUUUAAAUCUCUAUGCUCCCACAAAUUCUCAUGUCACCAUCUUGAAUGAAUCCUGUCCAUUCUUUGGCAAACUCAAAUUUAUACUGAGAUUAGUGAAUAUGUCAACCCCUACACAGGUGGCAGCCACCAUGCGUAAAGGGAUAGUUUGGAUCUUCUGAAGUUGGGUUAUAUGAGGUACCUAUCUUAUCAGUGUAUUACAUACAAGAGAUGUCAGUUGGCACACCUCUAGUUUGGCGACGCAGACAGGAAUACUGUCAUGGAAGCUUAUCAAUGUACUGCUGUGGACAGGGUCAGCCACAAAACAUAUUUUUGCCACCUAAAAAAAAUCAUAUCAGUUUAAGUGUGAGCUAUAUUGAGAGUAUUUUUACUGCUUUAUCUUGCAGUUAGGCAGCAAUUGCAGAGGGGAACUGAAGUCCAUCUAUCGCCCUCUUCAAAGACAGACUGCGUUGAGAAAAACAGUUAUUUAACAGUGCAGAACACAGGAGCUGCUAGUCCACUGCUGCAUUGUGUGACUUUGGCAUUUAAAGGAGCUAGCUCUGAUUCACCAAUAAACCAGCAGCUCCUGUGUUCAAUAGGCAAAGUUACUUUUUUUUUUUUUAGUGAAGUCUGGUGGCUUUGAGGAGAGCAACAUUGGGGAAUGGAAGGCGUUAACAGCUUAAGGCUCAUUUAUACUCUUUUAACAUACGAAACUAGAUACAUCUGUUUCAGACGUUCAGAUUUUGUAAUAUUGUCCCUCAAAACCCUGUCCUUGCACUCAA
This is a messenger RNA of Epinephelus fuscoguttatus (brown-marbled grouper), 2143 nucleotides long. RefSeq names its product CCN family member 5-like. NCBI's taxonomy places the organism in Eukaryota, Metazoa, Chordata, Actinopteri, Perciformes, Serranidae. The record is from RefSeq and is a predicted model, not a curated record. Gene Ontology annotation, molecular function: heparin binding; integrin binding. Gene Ontology annotation, biological process: signal transduction; cell adhesion. Gene Ontology annotation, cellular component: extracellular region; extracellular matrix. Bases 1 to 1110 code for a protein of 369 amino acids. The transcript has 6 exons.